AGUUUACAAAAGCGAUAAACAGAAGAUGCCACGUCUUUGUGGUAGAAGAAAACGUUUAGAUUGGAAAAUCCUGACAGUACUGGCACUGGUCAUUGUGACGUCAUAUUUCUACUACAGCUUCUCCAAAAUCUCCGUGGACAAUGAUGAAAUUUUACAACUCAGGAGGAAAAGAUUCGUGGACUAUCGCGCCAAGGAGGGUGCACGUGAAGGCCCCGGGGAGAAAGGGCGGGCGGUGAUUCUAGAGGGAGAGGAGAAGACGUUAGCCGAUUCUCUGUUUAAGAAAGAGGCGUUUAAUAUCAUAGCCAGUGAUAAGAUUGCUUUAGACAGAUCCGUGCCUGACGUCAGGGACUCGAGAUGUCACAGCGUGCGGUACCCCAGAGACCUCCCCACGGCCAGUGUUGUCAUCAUCUUCCAUAACGAGGCCUGGUCACCUCUCCUCCGGACAGCGCACAGCGUGGUCAACCGGUCACCUCCCGAGUAUCUACACGAGGUCAUCCUACUGGACGACUACUCCGACAGACCUGAGCUGGGCAGUAAGCUGAGGGAGUAUGUCGCUCACACCUGGCCUGACGGGAUUGUGAAAAUCAUCCGUACCACGGAGCGUAGCGGAUUGAUCCGAGCUCGUCUAGCGGGAGCCAAGGCGGCUACUGGCGACGUGCUGAUCUUCCUGGAUUCACACUGUGAAGCCGGCCCCGGAUGGCUGGAGCCGUUACUGGCUCGGAUCCGAGAGGACCGGUCGGCCGUCCUGUGUCCAGAGAUCGACCUGAUUGACAAGAACACGCUACAGUACGGGGGGACAGGCUCGUUCUCAGUCGGGGGAUUCUGGUGGUCACUCCACUUCUCCUGGAGACCGAUACCGAAACACGAACAGGAUCGACGGUCGUCAGCCAUAGCACCCAUUAGAUCACCCACAAUGGCGGGUGGACUGUUUGCUGCAGACAGGAAGUACUUCUUUGAGAUCGGAGCAUACGAUCCCGGAAUGGACGUUUGGGGCGGCGAAAAUCUGGAAAUCUCCUUUAGGACGUGGAUGUGUGGAGGAAAAUUAGAAUUUAUUCCAUGUUCCAGAGUGGGUCACAUCUUCAGAGCAAGUCAUCCUUAUACAUUUCCAGGGAAUAAGGACACACAUGGUAUUAACUCUAUGAGAUUGGCGGAGGUCUGGAUGGAUGAAUAUAAAAGACUGUUUUAUACUCACAGAAAAGACUUGCUGGGCCAGGAUUACGGAGAUAUUUCAGAACGUGUAGAACUCAGAAAGAGGCUGAAGUGUAAGAGCUUCAAGUGGUACCUAGACAACGUGUACCCAGAAAAAUUUAUACCAGACGAGAACGUGCACGCCUGGGGAAUGGUGAGGAAUCCGUCCAGUAACCUCUGUCUGGACACCCUACAGAAGGACGAGAAGACUGUGUUUGAUAUGGGGCUAUACAGCUGUCAGAACGGGGCCAGCGCUAAUGAGGUGUUCUCCUUGAGUAUAAAUGAUGAGCUGCGGCGAGAAGAGGCGUGUCUGAGUGUUAUAUCAGAGGGAGGUCAUGUGCCAUUAGAACCCUGCACAGGGUCAGCCAAUCAGAAAUGGAAACAUGAUAAGGACAAAAUGAUAAUAACAGGAACAUCCUCUAGUGGCGACGUUUUGUGUCUAGAUAAAAAAGACGUUAAAAACAAUGGCCUGGUGUUUACAGAAAAGUGUAACAACAAAGACUCACAGAAGUGGACGUUUGAACAUUAUCUAGAUAACGCAUAGGAUAAAUCUAGAUACUUACAGAUAAUUAUCUAGAUAAUGCAUAGGGAUAAAUCCAGAUACUUAUAGAUAAUUAUCAUUAUCUAGAUAACGCUUAGGAUAAAUCCAGAUACUUAUA
Molecule: messenger RNA, 1847 nt
Organism: Saccostrea cuccullata (small rock oyster)
Lineage: Eukaryota; Metazoa; Mollusca; Bivalvia; Ostreida; Ostreidae
Product: probable N-acetylgalactosaminyltransferase 9
Exons: 11
Coding region: 26-1732 (568 amino acids)
Biological process (GO): protein O-linked glycosylation
Cellular component (GO): Golgi apparatus
Molecular function (GO): polypeptide N-acetylgalactosaminyltransferase activity
Source: RefSeq, a predicted model, not a curated record